Manis javanica (Malayan pangolin) is the source of this 9502-nucleotide messenger RNA. NCBI's taxonomy places the organism in Eukaryota, Metazoa, Chordata, Mammalia, Pholidota, Manidae. The record is from RefSeq and is a predicted model, not a curated record.
AUGGGCGGGAGAAAGGGCAAAGCGCCCCAGCGCCCGGGGGCACAGGCCUCCGGGGAGCAGGAGUCCGGGUCUGCCGACGCAAAAGGCGCUCCCAGCCGGGAACGCCGACAGCACCGCGCAAAGGCCGGCAGGGCGAGACCGGCCUUGGAGCCCGCCACCACUGGAGGCCAGGGGGCCCCCGCUGGCCGCAGGACGCCCACCGCAGACAGGAGCGGCGGCCGCAGACACCCAGGGGCCGGGCCACCACCGGAGGCCCAGGAGAGACUAGGCACUGCGCGGCCCCGCGGACGCGUGCCGAAGGGGAGCAACGAAGCCAGGGACCGCCGUGCGCAGCCCCCGCAGGAAGAGAGCCUCCCCCGACCAGAAGGCAGGAUAGGCGUGCGCGGCCGCCGCAGGAAGAGAGGAAAAGGGCAGGGACCCUCCGCAAGACAGGGCCGCGGAGGGACCCGGAGCCUCGACGGUGGUACCUCGGGCGGAGACGCAGGCAGCUCCUGCCCGGACAGCGAAGCCCGCGAGGCCCGGGAAAGCAGCCCCCAGAGCGGUGGGGCCCCGGAGCUGCAGCCCAAGUCGGAGCAGACGGACACGGGCUCUGGAAGCACCCAGACCAGACGGGAGUUAGUGCUGGAGCCUGGCGAGAGCUCGAGCAGCGAUGGCAGGGGCAGCGACCCGUCCCCCGCCAGGCCCCGGAGCAGGGAAAGAUCGUCGGAGGCGGGGCCGCAGGCAGUGGCCGAGGAUUCCGGGACAGACACCAACUCAAGCCUGGAGGAGGCUGGGCCUGGACGGAGUCCCCGGGCAGCCCCAGGGAUGGCCAGCAGGGCCACUGGGAUCGAAGACGCUGAGCCGGGCAGAAAAGCUACAGCCUCCAGCCCCCUCGAGGGUAGCCGCGGGUCUGUUUCCCAGAGCUCGCAGGCUUCUUGCAACCCCAGGCCGGCCUGGGACGCGGGAGAAAACUGGACGCAUCCAGAGGCUGAGGCGCCGGGCCCAGAGCGCGAAAGCGCCAAGGCCUCGACAGCCCGGGCGCGGCGCCGCCAGGUCGGAAAGGUGGUGGGGCAGGUGCAGGUGGCAGCGGGCGAGGGUGAAGAGGGGGCUGGAGGCGGAGACGGGCCCGGGGACCCAGCGCCGCUGGCCGCUCUCGUGGCGCUAAGCAGGCUCCGCGCGAGGACCCCGCCAGGCCCCGCUCCCCAAGCCACGGGUCCCCGCCGCCCCGGCCUCAGGGAGCGGCUCCUUCGAGUGGCCAGCGUCCUGGGCCUCCUGCGCUGGCUGCGGCGGCGCCUGGGGCAGAGGGGAGAGGGGCGGGGGGCGGGGCCGCGGGCGGGCGACGGGCGGGGCCGGGGGCCGUGGCUGCGGCGCCGUCUUGGGCUGCGCCUGGCGGGAGCAGUGGGGCUGGGAGCACCGCCGAGGGCUCCCCCUGGCGGCGGCCCGAGCUCCACGCAGGUUGCGGAAAGCCCCGCCCCCGAAGACGCUAAUGAAGACGAGGACCCGAUUCCGGAUCCCAAAUUCGCGGUCGUGCUCCCCAGGGUCCACAGGGAGGGGCGGGCAUCGAGUAGCCGGAGCUCCGAGGAAACGUCCGUGGACCCCCUCGCCGGGGAGGGACACGUUUGGGCUUGUGCGGGGGCUUCAGGGGACAAGGAGGGGCGCGGGGCGGGUGGAGAAGGGGUGGCUGGUUCCCGCCGAGGCUCUCUCCUGGGCCCGAUUGCCCCCGACGAAGCCCUAGACGAGGGCGGCUCGGGCAGUGGAGCGGGGCCUGAGACCUUGGAAGCCGAGACUCUGGUGCACUGGGCACAGGGCUCAGCCCCCCGCGAGGACCCUGGUCUCAGCACUGGCGUGCUGCUGCCCCGCCUCACCUUGGAGGCCCGCGGGCGGCGGGAGAGGAGCCCAGGCCCCUGCGGGUCCCGGAUGGAGCCAUGGGAGCCGGACGACGAGGCCGAGGAGGCGCUGGAGAGGCACCUGGAGCUGAGCCUCGGGCCAGGCCUCGAGGCACCGCACUUUCCUGGUGCCGAGGGCAGGAGCCUUGGGAAUGGCCUGGAAGACACCGAGGACCUGGCCCGACUUCGACCUGUGUGUGACAGCUCCGUGCUGCUGUGCCUCAAGAAGAGGUUUCACCUGGGCCGAAUCUACACCUUUGGGGGGCCCCUUCUGCUCGCUUUGAAUCCCUGCCGUCCCCUGCCUCUCUUCUCACCUGAGGUCCUGGCCAGCUACCGUCCCGCGAAGGCGCUGAAUACCACCCCGUACGUGACUCCGCUGCACCAACACUCUGCUCAUCCCCCUGGACACAUCUUUGCCAUUGCAGCAGCAGCCUACUGCCUGUCACAGAGCACCCGGCAGGGCUCCUGCAUUCUCCUAGGCGGGCACAGCGGCUCAGGGAAGACAGAAGCUGCUAAAAAGAUAGUGCUGCUCCUGAGCGGCCUGCAGCAGGAGCAGACGGGGGGCAGCGGAUGCCAGCUGAACAAUGUGCUGCAUGUGCUCAGCAGCUUUGGCCACGCCAAGACAGUCCUCAAUGCCAAUGCCAGCCGCUUUGGCCAGGUUUUAUGCCUCGGCCUGCAGCAUGGGGUCAUCCUGGGAGUUUCUGUGUCACAUUAUCUGCUCGAGACCUCAAGGGUGGUGUUCCAGGCCCAGGCUGAGCAGAGCUUCCAUGUGUUUUACGAGCUGCUGGCCGGGCUGGACCCUGUGAAACGGGAGCAGCUCUCCCUGCAGGGGCCGGAGACCUACUACUACCUCAACCAGGGCCAGGCCUGCAGGCUCCAGGGCAAGGAGGACGCUCAGGACUUCUCAGGGCUGCUGAAGGCCCUGCAGGCGCUGGGCUUGUGUCCCGAGGAGCUGACCGCAAUCUGGGCCAUGCUGGCCACCAUCCUGCACCUGGGCAACAUCUGCUUCUCCUCUACAGAGCGGGAGUCCCAGGAGGUUGCUGCUGUGUCCAGCUGGGCCGAGAUCCACACGGCAGCCCGGCUGCUGCUGGUGCCACCUGAGCACCUGGAGCGGACUGUCACCAGGAGGGUCAUGGAGACACCCUAUGGCUGGGUCUGGAGAUCCCUGCCCAUGGAAAGCGCCAUCGAUGCCAGGGACACCCUGGCCAAGGCCCUGUACUCGAGGCUCUUCACUUGGCUGUUGAGAAGGACCAACGUGCAGCUGGCACCACCUGGGGAGGGAGAGAGCACGGACACCAUCACAGUCGUGGAUGUCUAUGGCUUUGAGGUCACCCUUGGUGCACUGCAGGUGAAUGGCCUGGAGCAGCUGUGCAACAAUCUCGCCAGUGAGCGCCUGCAGCUCUUCUCUAACCAGCUGCUGCUGGCCCAGGAGGAGGAGGCCUGUCGGCAGGAGUCGCUGCCUUGGAUUCCCAUCUCCCAGCCUCCGCGCGAGUCCUGCUUGGACCUCCUGGUAGACCAGCCCCACAGCCUCCUGAGGAUCCUGGACGCCCAGACAUGGCUGUCGCAGGCCACGGACCACACCUUCCUCCAGAAGUGCCACUAUCACCAUGGCGGUCACCCGUGCUAUGCCAAGCCCCAGCUGCCCCUUCCUGUCUUCACCGUGAGGCAUUACGCUGGGACUGUCACCUACCAGGUUCACAAGUUUUUAGACAGAAAUAGGGACCAUCUGGACCCCGCCGCUGUGAAAAUGCUUGCCCAGAGCCAGCUCCAGCUGGUAGGCAGCCUAUUCCAGGAAGCAGAGCCCCAGGCCGCGAGUGAGCUCAGCAAACCCACCCUGGCCUCUCGUUUCCAGCGGUCCCUAGAGGACCUCAUAGCUCAGCUGGGCAGCAGGAGUCAUGUCCACGUCGUCCAGUGUCUCAGCCCCAACCCUGGAAAGCUUCCCAACCUCUUUGAUGUGGGACAUGUGGCAGAGCAGUUGCACCAAGCGGGCACCCUGGAGGCCGUGUGUACCCGCAGUGCCAACUUCCCUGUGCGCCUGGCCUUCCAGACCUUCCUGGCCAGGUUCCGGGCCUUGGGGACACAGGGACAGGGAAAGCUCUCGGACCGGGAGAGGUGUGGUGCCAUCCUGAACCAGGUGCUGGGGGCUGAGUCGCCCCUCUGUCACCUUGGAGCCACCCAGGUCCUGCUGCAGGAGCUGGGCUGGCAGUGGCUGGAGCGGCACUGGGCGCAGCAGCGCUCCCAGGCCCUGCUCACCCUGCACCGCAGCCUCCGCGCCUGCAUCUCCCACCAGCGCCUCCGCCUCCUGCCCCGCAUGCAGGCUCGAGUGCGUGGACUCCAGGCCAGGUCUGCAGGGGUCGGGAAGCGGUACCUCCGGCGGAGGGCAGCUCUGGGACAGCUGAGCACCAUUCUGCUGGCCACCCGGCCCGUGCUCUGGAGGCGGCAGAGACGGCAGAUUGGGCAUUGGCGUGGCUGGCACAGCAGUGGGGCCUCCGAGGAAGUGCCGAGCAUGGAGCUGGGGCGUUUGGAGGUCCCGGCUGAGCUGGCCCUCAUGCUGAAGACAGCAGAGGGCCGUCAGCACACCCUGGUCCAGAACAUCACGGAGUCCAUGCCCCCGCAAGUGCCUGUCCGGCCCAACCUGACUCUCCCGCCGGACACUGACCAGUUCCCCUUCUCCAGCUUCGUCUCCAUCAGCUUUCAGGAGCCAUCCCUACCUAGCCCCGGGCAGCUGCUGGCCAAGCCCCUGACCCGACUGGAUGGUGAGAACCCUCAGCAUGCCCUGGAUAUCAACAAGGUGAUGCUGAGGCUCCUGGGGGAUGGGGCCCUGCCCUCCUGGCAGGAGCAGACCCUGGCCGAAUACCUGGUGCGGCAAGGGCAGCGCCGGCCAGGGCUGCGGGACGAGCUCUUCAGCCAGCUCGCGGCCCAGCUCUGGCACAACCCAGACGAGCAGCAGAGCCAGCGUGGCUGGGCCCUCAUGGCCAUCCUGCUCAGCACCUUCCCCCCAAUGCCCACCCUGCAGAAGCCUCUACUCAAAUUUGUGUCUGACCAGGCCCCCAGUGGCAUGGCAGCGCUGUGCCAGCACAAGCUACUGGGGGCCUUGGAGCAGACACGGCUGGCUCCCGGGACCGCACGGGCCCACCCACCCACCCAGCUCGAGUGGACAGCUGGACGGCGACGGGGCCGCAUGGCGCUAGAUGUCUUCACAUUCAGUGAGGAGUGCUACUCAGCUGAGGUGGAGUCCUGGACCACAGGGGAGCAACUUGCCGGGUGGAUUCUGCAAAGCAGAGGCCUGGAGGUGCCCCCCCGCGGCUGGUCGGUGUCACUGCACUCCGGGGACUCCUGGCAGGACUUGGCUGGCUGCGACUUUGUGCUGGACCUGAUCGGCCAGACUGAGGACCUGGGAGACCUGGUCGGUCCCCACAGCUAUCCCAUCGCCCCCCAUGGCUUAGCCGAGAACAUCCCCCCUGCCCCUGGUGUCCAGGCCCCCUUGCUGCCCCCAGGUCCUCCUCCAGGUCCAGCCCCACCACUGCCCAGCAGGAGCCUCACAGGCGAGUCCCGCACCUCAGGGAGCCUGGACGGCUUCCUGGACCACCUCUUCGAGCCAGUCCUCUCCCCGAGCCUCAGCGAUCUAGAACAAGGCUGGGCUCUGAGUAGCCGCAUGAAGGGAGGAGGCGCCAUUGGGCCCAUGCAGCAAGGCAGCUACCCCAUGGUAUACCCAGGGAUGAUGCAGAUGCCUGGAUACCAGCCGGCCGUGAUGCCUGCCCCCGUGCCCAUGAUGCCAGCCAUGGGCGCAGUCCCCGCCAUGCCAGCCAUGGUGGUGCCACCACAGCCACAGCCACAGCCCCUGUUUCCCAGUGUGGAUGCAAGGCAGCUGGCGGUCCAGCAGCAGAGCUUCAUCAACCAGCAGGCACUGAUCUUGGCCCAGCAGAUGACCACCCAGGCCAUGACCCUGUCCCUGGAGCAGCAGACACAGCAGCGCCAGCGCCAGGCUCAGGCCCCUGGGGCUGCCUCCCCGACCUCACCCACACCUAUCACCCCCAAACCCAAGAAGCCCCUGGCUCCCCAGAAGGAGCCAGAGCAUGAGCUGGAAUUGGAGACCUCACAGGAGGCUGAAGCCAAGCCCUGGCGGCCCAAGAGCUUCCAGGAGAAACAGGACUAUUUCCAGAAGAUGGGGCAGCAGCAGAUCAAGGUGAAGAUGGUGAAGCCUCCAGCCAAAGUGCAGAUCCCCCAGGAGGAGGAGCAAGGGGAGCAUGGGGAGGAACCGAGAGCAGUGCCGUCCCCUCCUCCUCCCCCGGUUGUGAGGAAGCCACCGACACCAGGCGGGGCCAAAGCUGCCCCAAAGGAGGCUGAGGCUGAGCCGUCCUGGGAGGCCGGGCCUGGCGGUGGCGGCAAGCCGUCCCAGGGCAGGGCAGCGGUGCCCAGCUCGAACCCUGCGCCCCAGCGGGCUGAGCCCAGCAGGGAGAUCCGCAACAUCAUCCGCAUGUACCAGAGCCGCCCCGGCCCCGUGCCUGUGCCCGUGCAGCCAUCCAGGAGGCCCCCCAAAACUUUCAUAAAGAUGAACAACCCUAAGGACGAGGCUCUGGCGAAGCUGGGGAUCAAUGGUGCCCUCUCGUCCCCUUCGACACUGCCCCCCAGCCCAGGCAAGGGGCCCCCACCGGCUGUGGCCCGUCGGCCCAAGGCCCCAGCACAGCCCGGGCUCUCCAGCUCCAUCAAGGAGAAGCAGGGGCCCCUUCAAGAGCUGUUUGGCCAGUCCCCACCCACUGCCCAGGCCCCCCCACCUCCACCAGCACCCCCACUGCCUCUGCCCGGGGAUCCAGGGAGCCCUUCAGCUGAGCACCGAGGCUUGAUGGAGCCCAUGGGGGACCAGGGCAUCCCCACCCAGCUGCUCGUGCCCUCUGGCAGUGUGUGCUUCUCCUAUGCCAGUGCACCCUGGAGGUUGUUCCUCCGCAAGGAGGUGUUUUACCCCCGGGAGAACUUCAGCCACCCCUACUGCCUCAGGCUCAUCUGUGAGCAGAUCUUGAGGGACACUUUUGCUGCGUCCUGCAUCCGGGUCUCCCAGAAUGAGCGGCGCAGAAUGAAAGAGCUGCUGGGAGACCUGGAGGUGAGCCUGGACUCACUCAGCACCACGGAGGACAAUGUCAAGAAGCGCAUCGUGGUGGCCGCUCGAGACAACUGGGCCAAUUACUUCUCCCGCAUCUUCCCUGUCUUGGGUGAGAGUGGCAGCGAUGUCCAGCUGCUGGGCGUGUCCCACCGGGGGCUGAGGCUGCUCAAGGUGACCCAAGGUUCUGGCUUGUACCCAGACCAGCUGAAGACUCUCUGCUCCUACAGCUUUGCUGAGGUGCUGGGCGUGGAGUGCCUGGGCAGCUCUGCCCUGGCGCUGUCCCUGAAGAGUGAGCAGCUGGUGCUGCACACGGCCCGGGCCACUGCCAUCAAGGCCAUGGUGGAGCUGUUCCUGGGCGAGCUCAGGAAGGACUCUGGCUACGUCCUUGCCCUGCGAAGCUACAUCACUGAUGACCGCAGCCUCCUCAGCUUCCACCGUGGGGACCUCAUCAAGCUAUUGCCAGUGGCCACUCUGGAGCCAGGCUGGCAGUUUGGCUCCGUCGGGGGCCGCUCCGGACUCUUUCCUGCCGACAUAGUGCAGCCAGCUGCUGCUCCAGACUUCUCCUUCACGCCAGAGCAGAGGAGUGCCCGGCACAGGGCUCAGCAGCAGCACGGAGAGUGGGACAGGGCAUCGGAGCGCCCCAGACGCCCCUGGAGUCAGGCACUCAGUGAUAAGUCAGAGGCCAGCAGCAUGCCCCACUCUGUGGCCUACGUCUCUCUGUCCAUGGACUCCCAGAACUAUACCAUGCAGGAAUUUGCCCUGAGAUACUUCCGGAAGCCCCAGAAGCUGGACCACAAAGGUGGAGGUGCUAAGGGGAAGUCCGUGGCCAGCCUGGUGCAGUACACCAAGGCACCCAUCCAGGAAUCACUCAUCUGCCUCAGUGAUGAGGACAUGAACAGGCAGGCUGUGGAAAGCUUUCAGGCUCUGAUGCAAUUUAUGGGGGACCAGUCUAAGCCCCGGGGCAAGGACGAGAUAGAUCUCCUGUAUAUGCUGCUGAAGCUGUGCCGGGAGGAGAAACUCCGGGAUGAGAUUUACUGCCAGGUCAUCAAGCAGGUCACGGGACACCCCCGGCCGGAACUCUGUGCUCGAGGCUGGACCUUCCUCAGCCUCCUCACUGGCUCCUUCCCACCGUCAACCACGCUGAUGCCCUAUGUGACCAAGUUUCUGCAGGACUCAGGCCCAAGCCAAGAACUGGCCCAGAGCAGCCAGGAGCACCUCCAGUGCACGGUCAAAUACGGGGGACGUCAGCGGCUGCCCUCCCCUGGUGAAAUGCAGGCUCUCCUGAAAGGGAAGCCGGUCCACCUGCUUCAAAUUCACAUGCCUGGGGGUGUGGAUUACAAGACCAAUAUCCGGACUUUCACGGUGGCAGCAGAAGUGCUGGAGGAGCUGUGCCGGCACAUGGGCAUCAUGGACCCCCAGGAAGUACAGGAAUUUGCCCUCUUCCUCAUCAAGAGGGAAGGCGGUCUGGUGCGGCCCCUGUGGCCCCAAGAGUACCUCAACAGCGUGCUGGAUCAGGAUGUGAGCCUGCACAGCCGGAGGCUUGGCUGGGAGACACAGCUGCACUUCGAUAAUCCCACUUACAUCAGCACCCACUACAGCCAGGUGCUGAGGGACUACCUGCAGGGGAAGCUGGUGGUCAGCACCCUAGAGGAAGCCCAACUUGCCAGGCUGGCUGCCCUGCAGCAUCUCAGCAAGGCCCAGGAGGGGCCCCCCUCAGAGCUGUGUCCUAGGCAAGACCUGCUGGAUUACUUGCCAAAGUCGCUGCCCUGGCAGGUGAACCUGGCCACCAUCAAGAACCUGACAGGCCAGGAGCUGAGGCAGCUGCGAGGACACAGCCCCAAGGACGCGCAGAUCGGCUUCAUCAAGACCAUCAGCCAGCUGCCCCUCUUCGGCUACACGGUCUACGUGGUGCUCCGGGUGAGCGAGUUGGCUCUGCCAGGCCCUGUCCUCUUGGGGCUGAACCGCCAGCAGCUGGUCAUCAUGGACCCCAGCUCCCAGAGACUGUACUGCUCCAUCGCCCUGAGGGACCUGCAGCGGCUCCACCUGCUGAGCCCCCGGGAGGCAGAGGGGCCUCCUGGCCUGGAACUCAACUACGGCUCCGCGGAGAACCCUCGAACCAUCUGGUUUGAGCUGCCGCAGGCCCAGGAGCUGAAGAGCACGAUCGCCUUCCUGCUGGAGAGCAGCAGUGCUUCCACUUAGUGGCCGGCCGCGUCCAAGGGGAGGAGCGGAUGGGCGGAGGAGGAAGGGGCCCCUCUCUGGCCCAAGACCACCAGGAAGGUCUCUCUUGGGGCUGUCGUGCCAUUUUGGUUGGGACUUCACUGCCUGGCUGUUCUGGAACCUGAGAUGAUGAUACACGGGGCUGCUGCAGUGACAUCAACUGGAAGAGUGGCAAGACUGGGAGGCGGGCCUGGGCCGGGGAGGGGGCUGCAGGAACUCAGCUGGGCAUUGAUGUUGCUCAGUCUGGAGGAGAUGCCCACCUGGCCCCAGGCCCCAGCUCUACAUCAGCAGGUGCUGAGGGAAUAAAACUCCCGAGAAAAGG